AUGAUCGCCGCGCUCGCCCCGCCCCUCGCAACGGCAACCCCCUAUCAACUGGUCAAGUUUGCAAAUCUCACUCUGGGCCAUACUAUUCAACCAUCUUGGACACAUCUACCCAUGGAAUCCUCAUCGGCUGCGCAGCUACAUAGGGACUCCAGCUAUUCUUCACUCGCGAAGGCCACCCAGCUAGCCCCUGGCAUCUACAGCGUUCGCCAGCUGGUCGUCAGCGCCAGCCCCCUCCUCGAUGCCAUCGUCGCUCGGCUGGGUCAAGAUCCUCCGGCCGAACCACCGGCUCGAUCAGUGCUUGUGAAUGGUCUUGCCGCAUCGUUGGCCACGAGCGGCCGAGAGUCGACCUUGCCCCUGUCGCACUCGCCUCAAGACGCCGCUCGCAGAGAAAUUGUCUCCCAAUCGAAUCGAAUCGCCGAAACCAUCAUAAACCAUGUUCAUGCAAAUGCUAGGGUGUACACGGGCAGUCACGACAUCCGCUUCAGGAGCCCUUGCGAGGGCCAUCUGUGGACCCCAUCGGUCGCCGCGCUCCUCCUAGGGCCCCGAAGCGACUCUCAUCUGAUGGAGCUCUACAACGAGUGGCUCCAUCGCAUGAUCCUCCUAAGGGACAGCCUUCUGCCGUUCGAGAAUUACGAAGAAGUUCCCCUGGUCAUCCCGGAUAGUUCGAGCCGGGGCCUAAGAGAUCUCGAGGAGCCUCGCAAGUUUUUCCUUGUCCGGUGCCUGACCGGGGCCGUUCAACACAUCGCGAUUGUCGACUUGGCAAAGGUCUUCACAGCCAGACAACUUCCUCGUGGUGGUUACGGCUUUCAGUAUUCCCAAGGCGUAAUCCUGCCAGCUUUUCUGUCCGGGUCUAGGUCGCUGCACUUGCUACGCUAUCACCCGGCCCGAUUCUACAAGUCUGAGCCUGACGUGCUCUUCGAUUACGAACACCAGGAGUAUGUCAACGCUCCACGGUCGGAGCUGGCGGCUUCCAAGGACACUUCUGGGACAGAGACUGUAUUGUCCAACGGCAGAUGGAACCUCAGCUCCCUGCUUGCUGUGGACACACGCGUGACAGAGUCUUCUCUGGACAUCGAUGCGGGAAACGACGCUCUGCGCCGCGUCGUCAAGCUGAGACUGACGCUUGACUCUGGCGUAUGCGUGUCCGUCGAUCUGGGGCAAAUCACACGAGGCCGCCGUUAUGCAUACGACGUUCGAUCGGAGAAGAGGCUCAAUGGCUCCGCCACCGAACAAAACGGCGAAUCAGAGAAACGAGCUCUGCAGGCAAAUGGCGUGUCGAGCGGCGCGAUCAUAAAUGGCAAUCAGCCGGUCGGACUUGUUCACAGCACGAUUGACAUUUUGACCUCCCCUGGCCUAGUCAUCUCUCCUCGAGCGCAAGCUGGACGCGGAAACCUGGUGCACGUCAUCCCAGCUGCCGACCCUGUCAUCAAGCUGGCUCUACUUGGGAAGCUGUACCCAGAGAAUGUCAUACUUCUGCGAGAACAGGAUGACUUGAGCGCAUUGAGCAAGGCUGGAAAGGGAUUUUCCCAGAAAUUUGUUAUACUGGAGCAAAGUCCAGCGGCUGCAUGA
Messenger RNA from Purpureocillium lilacinum, 1569 nucleotides. RefSeq lists its product as uncharacterized. NCBI's taxonomy places the organism in Eukaryota, Fungi, Ascomycota, Sordariomycetes, Hypocreales, Ophiocordycipitaceae. The record is from RefSeq and is a predicted model, not a curated record.